Molecule: messenger RNA, 1833 nt
Organism: Camelina sativa (false flax)
Lineage: Eukaryota; Viridiplantae; Streptophyta; Magnoliopsida; Brassicales; Brassicaceae
Source: RefSeq, a predicted model, not a curated record
AUGACGACCAGGUUUGACACUUGUUUCAGACCCAAGGAACCGGCCAAAGAUAUACGCACUGACCCACAUCCGCCGCCGAACGAAGCAAGGAGCCGGGACAUCGUUUGUUUCAAGUGUCAAGGAAGAGGUCACUAUGCGUGGGACUGUCCAAACCCGAGAGCCAUGAUCACUACGCCAGCCGGAGACAUUGAAUCCCAAGACGAGGAAGAAGGAGAGCCGGACGAUCAUGCGGAACCGGUUGAGUUAGAAGAAGCCAUUGCCGAACCCGAUGUCGGAGAGCUGCUCAUGAUUAGGUGGAUGCUUAGUACCAGUCUUGCCUUAGACGAUUUAAACCAAAGGAACAACAUUUUCCACACGCGAUGCACUGUAAGUGGAAAAGUUUGUGGCUUGAUCAUUGAUGGUGGUUCAUGCACUAAUGUUGCAAGCUCUUAUAUGGUCAAGAAAUUAUCCCUUCCAACCACAAACCACCCUAAACCUUAUAAGCUUAAGUGGUUAAAUGACAAGGUCGUGAUCCAAGUAUCGCAACAGGUCACGGUCCCUUUUAGUGUUGGCCGAUAUGAAGACCAAGUCUUAUGUGAUGUCGUCCCUAUGCAAGCGAGCCACCUCCUUUUGGGGCGUCCAUGGCAGUUUGACAAACGGACAUCACAUUGUGGCCAUACCGACCAGUAUACGCUUGUUCAUGAUAGUAAACGCGUUUGUUUAAAAUCGUUAUCACCAACUCAAGUGAGUGAAAUGCAAUCUAAACUGGUUAAGGAUCCGAACUCUAAAAUGAAUUUUUUGAUAAUUGCCAAUGAUGUUAGGAGAUCACUUAGUGACUCCACUUGUCAAGUGUUAUUGAUGGUGUUCAAAGAUGUUUUGACCGUAGGAGACAAUGGGGAUCACAUACCGGAUGCGAUCAAGGCCCUUCUCAAGACGUUCCAGGAUGUAUUUCCUGAAGAACUACCAUACGGCCUUCCACUAGUACGUGGUAUCAAACACCAAACUUACCUCAUACCCGGAGCUCAAUUACCGAAUAGACCAGCGUACCGAGUCAAUCCCACCGAGGCCAAGGAGUUAGAACGACAAGUGGGUGACCUGAUGAGACAAGGAUACGUCCGGCAAAGUCUCAGCCCAUGCGCAGUACCAGUCUUGCUAGUCCCAAAGAAAUAUGGUACAUGGAGGAUGUGUGUAGACUGCCGAGCUGUGAACAACAUCACCGUCAAGUACCAGCACCCGAUCCCACGCCUCGACGACAUGCUUGAUGAGUUGAGCGGUUCUACCAUCUUCUCCAAGAUAGACCUUAAAAGUGGCUAUCAUCAAGUGAGGAUGAAAGAGGGAGAUGAGUGGAAGAUCGCCUUCAAAACCAAGCAAGGUUUGUAUGAAUGGUUGGUAAUGCCAUUCGGACUUUCCAAUGCACCUUCUACCUUUAUGCGACUUAUGAAUCAUGUUCUACGUGCUUACAUUAAUAAGUUUGUGGUAGUUUAUUUUGAUGAUAUCCUUGUGUAUAGUCAAAACUUAGAAGACCACCUAAUUCACCUUGAACAUGUCUUGAAAACGCUUAGGGAAGAGAAACUUUAUGCUAACCUUAAGAAGUGUGUAUUUGGAGCUGUUGAACUUGUCUUUUUAGGGUUUGUGCCAAGUUUGGAGUUUCCAUGGGCUUGCAAGUUUUUACCGGCGGUUCGUGAAGGAUUUCAGCUCCAUAGCCGCACCGCUCAUAGCCGUGACCAAGAAGAACAAGGAGUUUUAGUGGGGACUGGCGCAAGAGGCAUCCUUCCAAGAGCUAAAGAACCGGCUGACCCAAGCACCGCUUUUGGUCCUACCCGAUUUCAACAAAACGUUCGAAGUGGAGUGUGA